AUGCCUGUCACCCCCAUUGUCCCCAUUAUCCCCCAUCAUCCCUGUCACCCCCCAUCAUCCCCAUCGUCCAUCUCCAUCAUCCCAUUGUCUCCCUCAUCCCCAUCGUCUGCAUCGUACCCAUUACCCCUGUCAUUCCCAUCACCCCCAUCAUCCCAUCACCCCCAUCUCCCCCAUCAUCCCAUUGUCCCCAUCAUCCCCGUCACCCGAUUCGUCUCCUUCAUCCCCUUCAUCCCACUGUCCCCAUCAUCCUCAUCAGCUGCAUCAUCCCUGUCACCCCCAUCACCCCCAUCCUCCCUAUUGACCCCAUCGCCCCCAUCACACCCAUCGCCCCCGGUGCCACCCUGA
Messenger RNA from Leptosomus discolor (cuckoo roller), 345 nucleotides. Lineage: Eukaryota; Metazoa; Chordata; Aves; Leptosomiformes; Leptosomidae. The record is from RefSeq and is a predicted model, not a curated record.